Vicia villosa (hairy vetch) is the source of this 644-nucleotide messenger RNA. Its product is annotated as autophagy-related protein 8C-like. The record is from RefSeq and is a predicted model, not a curated record. Gene Ontology annotation, biological process: cellular response to nitrogen starvation. Lineage: Eukaryota; Viridiplantae; Streptophyta; Magnoliopsida; Fabales; Fabaceae. The transcript has 6 exons. Bases 122 to 484 code for a protein of 120 amino acids.
CGUCGUUGACCAGUGACAGUGUUUACUAGUUUGUUUAGUAAGGUUUCUUAUUUCAUCUCCGAUCUCUAAACCCAAUUUCUGAAUCUUCCUCACUCUUUUACUCAGCAUCUCAUUAUUUUCCAUGGCUAAGAGCUCAUUCAAGACUGAACACCCACUCGAAAGGAGGCAGGCUGAAGCAGCUCGCAUAAGAGAGAAGUAUCCUGAUAGAAUUCCAGUAAUUGUUGAAAGGGCAGAGAAGACUGAUGUUCCUGAAAUUGAUAAGAAAAAGUAUCUUGUUCCUGCUGAUUUGACUGUUGGCCAGUUUGUGUAUGUGGUGCGAAAGAGAAUCAAGCUGAGUCCUGAAAAAGCCAUCUUCAUUUUUGUCAAGAACAUUUUACCACCAACUGCGGCUAUGAUGUCUGCAAUUUAUGAAGAAAAUAAAGACGAAGAUGGAUUUCUUUAUAUGACUUACAGUGGGGAGAACACCUUUGGAAUGAUGAGCUGAAGUAAUAAUCCAAUGCAGAAUGUGAAUAGAACUUUAUGAAAAACUGGCCAUUGUGAAAAAGUGAUCUUAAUUGUAAAUUCUGCUGUUUGAUCCGUUUCUGCAAAAGUUUUAUCAGCUGAUCUAUAUGACAGUCUUUAUGUGUAUUGGAACUUAUUUUGCA